Messenger RNA from Adineta ricciae, 1212 nucleotides. NCBI's taxonomy places the organism in Eukaryota, Metazoa, Rotifera, Eurotatoria, Adinetida, Adinetidae. The record is from the annotation of a GenBank genome assembly.
AUGAGCGAAAACAAUGAUGAGAGUGGCGCACCAGCGUGUGUAUUUUUCAAAGCUCCAGUUCGUCGUGGCAAUGCACAGCCAUCAUCCAAGCGUCGUCAACGAUCAUCAUCCAAGUCGUCCGCAUCAUCCUCCUCGUCGUCUGGUGACGAGAGUCAACCAUCAGCAGCAACACUUCGCACAUCGAAACAAGUUCGACAAGGUUUAGUUUCGACAACAUCGAGCAAUGCAUCCAGUAAACGUCGUCAACAAGCAGCUAACAGUGAUGAUGACGAUGCCGGUGAACAUCGCGAACACUCCAACAAGGACAAGAUGUUCGAAGUGAAGUUCAAGUCCGAUCGACAAGCACAACCACAAGGUCCACGAGAUAUGGGUGCAACUGCAACAGUUGAAAUCGACACAGACACGAAGAAUGAUCAACAAACUAUCUUUGAACGUGCAAAGAAGAUCAACGAAGAACUGAAAGGCAAAGCAGACGAUAAGAUCUAUCGUGGCAUGAACAAUUAUCAGCAGUUUUAUGAAAAACGUGACACGGUACAUGGCAAUGCUAGUAGUGGUCUUGUUCGAAAUAAGGGUCCGAUUCGUGCACCAGCUCAUCUUCGUGUGUCAGUUCGAUGGGAUUAUCAGCCAGAUAUUUGCAAAGAUUACAAAGAGACAGGUUACUGUGGAUUUGGUGAUAGUUGUAAGUUCUUGCACGAUCGCUCGGAUUACAAACAUGGUUGGCAGCUCGAACGAGAAUGGAAUGAACAAUCGUAUGGCGCGGUGGAUAACAACAGUCAACGUUAUUUAGUUGGCGACAAAGCACCCGGACAAACAAAUCGUUCAGCUGCUUGGUCUGCUUUUUCUUCGGGAAACAAAGAUACCAAUCAUCAUCAUGACCAUGCCAAUCUCGGAUCCGAUGAUGAUGAUGAUGAAGAACAGACUGAAGAUGGUUUGCCGAUUAAAUGUCCGGUCUGUCGAGAACCAUUCAGAGAACCAAUUGUGACUCGAUGUGGCCAUUAUUUCUGUGAAUCAUGUGCGUUGAGUCAAUUUCGUAUCAGUCCUGCCUGUUCAGUAUGUCAAACGCCGACUGGUGGUAUGUUCAUGCCGGCAAAAGAAAUCGUUGCAAAAUUGAAACAACAAAAUCAAUUGAAGGCACAACUGGGUAAUCGAACAGCAACACAUGACACUCGCUCAAGCGAUGAUGAUGAUGACGGUGACGACAACAAUGGCUGA